GACCACAAUACAACAAACUCACUUCAAGCAUCCAUCUCCACUUCUCAAGCAACCAAAAGAAAACAAAAUGUCGGACUCCGAAGAAGACCAAACCGCGCUUGUGUGCGACAACGGUUCAGGAUUAGUGAAAUCUGGUUUCGCCGGUGACGACGCACCUCGUGCCGUCUUCCCGUCCAUCGUUGGCCGACCUAGACAUCAGGGUGUCAUGGUCGGUAUGGGACAAAAAGACAGCUAUGUCGGUGACGAAGCACAAAGUAAGCGAGGUAUCCUUACCUUGAAAUACCCGAUCGAGCACGGUAUCAUCACCAACUGGGACGACAUGGAAAAGAUCUGGCAUCACACUUUCUACAACGAACUCCGUGUUGCUCCCGAAGAACACCCGACUCUGCUUACCGAAGCUCCACUUAACCCAAAGGCCAACCGGGAAAAGAUGACUCAGAUCAUGUUUGAAACCUUCAACGUACCGGCCAUGUACGUCGCCAUCCAAGCCGUGUUGUCGCUCUACGCAUCUGGACGAACAACAGGUAUUGUUAUGGAUGCUGGUGACGGUGUUUCACAUAACGUUCCCAUCUAUGAGGGUUACGCGCUCCCGCACGCCAUCGCCCGGUUGGAUUUAGCCGGACGAGAUCUGACCGAUUAUUUAAUGAAGAUCUUGACAGAGCGAGGAUAUUCCUUCGUCACAACAGCCGAGCGUGAAAUCGUCCGUGACAUCAAAGAGAAGCUUUGUUACGUGGCGCUCGACUUCGAGCAGGAGAUGGCCACCGCAGCAUCCUCCACCUCCCUAGAGAAGAGCUACGAACUUCCCGAUGGUCAAGUCAUCACCAUCGGAAACGAGAGGUUCCGAUGCCCGGAGACUCUCUUCCAACCUUCGUUUAUCGGUAUGGAAUCUGCUGGAAUCCACGAGACCACCUACAACUCCAUCAUGAAGUGCGACAUCGACAUCCGAAAGGAUCUUUACGCCAACAACGUCCUCUCCGGAGGUACAACCAUGUACCCUGGUAUCGCUGACAGAAUGCAGAAGGAAAUCACUGCUCUUGCUCCCAGCACCAUGAAGAUCAAAAUCAUUGCUCCUCCAGAGAGGAAAUACUCGGUCUGGAUCGGAGGAUCCAUCCUCGCAUCUCUCUCCACCUUCCAACAGAUGUGGAUCACCAAACAAGAAUACGACGAAGCCGGCCCAUCCAUCGUCCACAGAAAAUGUUUCUAGAUUAUAAACUUUGACACAACCCCCUCCAGCAUAUGGGCUUAUUUAAAUAAAACAUUUCUACACGAA
This is a messenger RNA of Ciona intestinalis (vase tunicate), 1270 nucleotides long. RefSeq names its product actin, muscle. Lineage: Eukaryota; Metazoa; Chordata; Ascidiacea; Phlebobranchia; Cionidae. The record is from RefSeq and is a predicted model, not a curated record.